UGUGCUCCGUAUGGAGAGAGGCUGAGGGAGCUCGACGACUGCGUACUCGCGCCAUGGCCAGGCAUGCUUGAGUGAAACAUCAACCACAACCACCUCCUCCUUCGCGACUCGGCGUGACUGGGUUUCUCGACGGCGGCCUUGACGGUCUCCUUAUCCUCGACCCAAUUCCGACUCGGGUCCCGCCUUGUUUCUUAUUUCCACCGAAUCCUCCAGUAUCCUCCACGCCAGCUUGAACGCCCGCCCACCAUGUCCGAGGAGCGUAGCAAGAUAUCGCUUCGUAGCGGCAAGCGGAAGAAGCGCCCUACCAUCAGCGCCCCCCGACAAAUAUCCAGCCCCAUCAUCCAGGAUGGCUCGCCCAAGGGACCGGUGCCGUCAGAACCAGCUUCACGGCCUCGGCCUCGUCCACCCCCGGUAGCUGGCGGCAAGACAUCCGAUCUCGUGAAGCGACGUUACUCGACUCGGUUCAACAACGUGCCUGCCGGCUACGAUGGAGCUCCGCCUAUGCCUCCGGUAGCCUCGCUUGCCAACUUCGAACCCAGAGACCGCGGUAAUGAUCGGCCACCUCCCUCGCGAGGCGGAGGAGCUGCGCCGGUCGUUGAUGUGAAAACAUUGCGAGACCCCGCCCUCAUCCCCGACCAAUACGUCUCCAAAAUCUUGAGCGAUGCGACCGAAGACCAGAUCCGCGAGUUCGAGGACUCGCUACGCAUGCUCAAGGCCCGGGCCGCGAGCGACCUACAGCAGAGCGUCAUGCAGAACCGGACCCAAUUUAUCAAGAUCAGCAAGGAGGCAGAGAAGCUCAAAAGCGAGAUGAGGGCUCUCAAGAACCUCAUGUCAGAUCUCAAGGUCAAUACGACUGCUCUACGGGCGGCAUCGAUGAAGGGCGAAGAUGACCAAAUGACAACCUUGUCGAAGCGGGACAAACGAAGCUCAGUUGCCGAUAGAAGCGCGCUCUGGAACUCGCAAAUGCAAGCUCUGUACAAGAACGUCGAAGGGUCGCAGAAGUUCCUGCCCAACGCAGCCGGGCGGCAUGUGGCCCAGAACGCUGGCCCCUGGAUUGAGUUGGACAAUGCGACCUACAAGUCCCGUCGGGCUAUGCAAAUAUUCUUGCUCAACGACCACCUCCUCAUCGCAUCGCGUAAGAAGCGAAAGACUGACGGGGUAAAUGCUGACGCUCGAGGGCCAAUGAUGAAGAUGGUGGCUGAUCGCUGCUGGCCAUUGCUGGAUGUAGAGGUUGUGGACAUGUUGAGCACUGGAGAGUCGUCGAGCGGAAGCCGGAACAAGCUGGCCGACGCAAUCAUGGUUCGAGGAGUUGGCCAGGAAUCUUUCAUCUACCGGACGGAGAAACCAGAAGACCCCGAGAAGAAGACGCUGCUGCUGAAUGUUCGCAAGGCUGUGGAGGAGCUCCGUAAGGGGCUUCGAUCCGAGAUGGAGGCCAACAACAAGGCUCGAGAGACCAUCAACUACUUUGCGUCCCGAGACCCUGGUCUCCUUCAGAAAACGGAGCUACUGGCCACCCUGUCGGAUAUCAAGGACAUGCUCAUCGAGGUGGACGGCAAUCAGCAGAACCUCCGCUGGGUCGAGAGUCAAAUGGAUGAGCUCGAUAUUGACAUCGCCCUGCAGCGUUUUGAACCUGCAGUUGCCCGCGUCGAGAAACUGAAGGGACUGGCUCGAGGGCUCAAGAACAACGCUGUCGCUCAGGACUUUAUCAACUUCAAAGUUGAGGAGCGAUGUGCCAAGUUAGCCGGCAUGAUCGUUCGCGGCUUAGAGUUGACGCACAAUGAGCAAAACAAGACACGACGCAACGUCAGCUGGUUGACAAGGCUGGGUUUUGAAGACAAAGCCAGGGAGUCGUACUUGGCCGCCAGGAGCGACAAGAUCCACAAACGAUCCAGACAGUGCAUUUUCCAGGGUGAUCUACACCUGUAUAUUUGGGAGGUGUCCUUUGUCUACUUUAUGGUCAUCCACAACACGGUGCAAUGCUUCCAAUCAUGUUUCCCACCGCCCAUGAUGAGCGUGUGUGUCAAAUGGGCCAAGGAGGAGGUGGAAGCAUUCAAUGUGAUUUUGGCAAGACAAUUGAGCAGCACAGAGCCUGGCGGUCCCGUGUGGACGCAAUGUAUGGAGAGGGCCAAGGAGCACGCCAAGAAGCUGUCCGAGGUUGGACUGGACUUUAUGAACCUGGUCGGACAGGACCUGGAGCAUAUACCUAUGGAACAGGAGACCCCUCCGGUCGGGCUGGGCCUGUCCUGAGGGAAUGAGCAACCUGAGUUAAGCUAUAUAUGAGUUGAGAGAGUGGCUGAAUGAGGCAGAGGGAGUUGGAGUGAGUUAUUGGACAGAGGGGCUUUGACAGAGAUGUUUCAGUGCGUCAAUGUUGUGACUGCCUAUGGCUGUGGUGGACCACUUUGCCGUAACAUAGACAAUGGCCCGCCCUGUCGCAGAUUAAUUAACGUUGAUGAGGGGAUGAUGUGGUAUGUGGAAUGUUGGGGUGCAAGUGCAGCUGAGUCCACCAAGAUGUUCAAUUGAAGGCGAAAUCCAUGGAGAAGAAGCUCAAGGCCGGAUGCGCUUUGACAGAUGCCACAGUUUCGAAGGAAUAAAAAACUCCAUGUUAUUCGCCCGUAUCUUUACUUCAUCAUCUCCAAAUCAAUCCA
Molecule: messenger RNA, 2645 nt
Organism: Ilyonectria robusta
Lineage: Eukaryota; Fungi; Ascomycota; Sordariomycetes; Hypocreales; Nectriaceae
Product: Cullin repeat-like-containing domain protein
Exons: 3
Coding region: 247-2247 (666 amino acids)
Biological process (GO): intracellular protein localization; exocytosis; Golgi to plasma membrane transport
Cellular component (GO): exocyst
Source: RefSeq, a predicted model, not a curated record